CGUCGCCAUCUUGUUUAUAUAUCGGGCGCCAAUUGAUUCCAAUAGCUCAGACGACUCCGCUGCUCGUCCAAUAGAUACUAUCGAUUUUCUUUGCCACUCGUUGGUUUCAAUAUUUGCAAGCGAAGCCCAGGACAUGAACUUUUUUGGAAGCAAAUUCGGGAAAGGAAAAUCAAAAAAAGACGGGACGGCGAAACCUCUAUGGCUAAGUCAGCCAUUUGUCGAGGCAACCCUUGUCAACGGCAGUUUGCGGAAGGUGGUGGCGUUACCACGAUAUGUGGACAUUAAUGAAUGGCUAGCGGUCAAUACCUUUGAUUUCUUCAACUACGUGAAUCUGUUUUAUGGUGCAAUUGCAGAAUUCUGCACACCAAGAGAUUGCUCAGUCAUGAACGCAGGACCAAGCACCGAAUAUACCUGGACAGAUGGUCAACGCCGAACGGUUAAAAUUCCAGCUCCUCAGUACGUAGACUACGUAAUGACAUGGAUUCAAAACGUGCUCAACGACGAGACAGUCUUUCCGACAAAAUCAGGCUCCGAAUUCCCACCAAAUUUCCUCAUCUCCAUCCGCGGUAUCUUUAAGCAACUUUUCCGAAUCUUUGCGCACAUAUACCAUGUGCACUACGAUAAAAUUCUUCAUGUGUCAGCCGAGGGCCACUUAAAUACCCUUUUUGCGCACUUUAUCUGUUUUGCAAGGGAGUUUGAUCUAUUGGAUAAGAAGGAACUGACCCCACUUAUCGAUUUUGUGGUAGAGCUGGAGCAAUCGCAGCGGAUAUAGUGGUUUGGAUCUAGGAAAGCGAGAAGGGAGAAGAAUUGGGGUAUCGUGGACUCUAAUUUUCCUGUAUCUACGUUUAUAUAGUAUAUCAUUUCAUACGUAUAUGGGGCGAUGGACGUCGCGGGCGCUGUUCUACAUAAUACAGUUUUCACCAGCUUCGAUAUUAGUCACGGGACAUGCACAUCCUAC
Molecule: messenger RNA, 958 nt
Organism: Spizellomyces punctatus DAOM BR117
Lineage: Eukaryota; Fungi; Chytridiomycota; Chytridiomycetes; Spizellomycetales; Spizellomycetaceae
Exons: 6
Coding region: 134-772 (212 amino acids)
Biological process (GO): cell division; signal transduction; positive regulation of protein phosphorylation
Cellular component (GO): cytoplasm; nucleus
Molecular function (GO): protein kinase activator activity
Source: RefSeq, a predicted model, not a curated record